Rotaria sp. Silwood1 is the source of this 990-nucleotide messenger RNA. The record is from the annotation of a GenBank genome assembly. Lineage: Eukaryota; Metazoa; Rotifera; Eurotatoria; Philodinida; Philodinidae.
AUGGCUGCUAUUGAAUCAUCGCUUCCUUUUAUUCGAGAAGCCAUCAAUGUACUCGACAUUUCACCUGCAUCAGGUCCUCUUAUUAUGGCUGAUUUUGGCUCAGCCCAUGGACUGAAUUCAACGUAUGCUAUGAAGAAGAUCAUCGAAUAUCUACAAGAAUUUAACAAGGUUGAUGGUAAAACACAACUACUUAUUGUACACAAUGAUUUGCCUACCAAUGACUGGAAAACUGUCUUUGAACUCUUGAACAGAAACAAUUCGUACUAUAGUGUAGCUAGCGGUCGAUCUUUCUAUGAAUCGUGUCUUCCGUCAGAUUCUUUAUCAAUUGGUUAUUCAUCAAAUUCUAUUCAUUGGCUUUCUCGCAAACCGUGCAAUAUUUCGAAUCAUUGCAUAGCUAGUUUUGCUCAAGGUGAUGAACUUAAAGCAUAUCAAGAACAAGCUCGUCUGGAUUACACUCAAUUCAUAAAGCAACGUGUUCGCGAACUUAAAGUUGGUGGUGUAUUUAUUUUAACAAAUUUCAGUGUGAAUGAGCAAGGUUUAAAUGGAAUAGAAAAUAGCAUGAAUGUCCUUUACCAAUGUGCUCAGUCACUUUCACUUCUAACACCUCAAGAACUGUUGGAUUAUUCGAUUCCAAUGUACAAUCGUUCGUUGAACGAAUGUGUUGAUCUUCAAUUAUUUCAUCAAUGUUCAUUGACAUUGAUCAAAUCAAGUCUCGUUGAAGUAAAAACACCAUUGUAUAAGCAAUAUACCAAUGGCGAAAUAUCUCUAGAUGAAUUUGCACGAACUCGUACUCAAACCACACGAACUUAUACCGAAUCACCGUUAAGACAAGCUUUGGAAGAUAACGGUCGACUCAAAGAAGAAGUUGACAAUAUAUUAACUCAGUUUUGGACACUCUACGAGCAAGAAGUGAAGAAGAAACCAGAUGAUUACAAAGCGAUUAUGUAUAACACUUAUCUUGUUUUGAAGAAAAUAAAAUCAGAAAAAUAG